GGCUCCGCUCAGCGGCCGGCGGCGGGCAGCGUCCAUUGCAGCUCGGCGGGGAGCAAACAUCCACGGCCUCUGGCAGCCUGCGGGGGCACCCGGCCCCUCUCCGUCCCCCCCGACACCACUGCCCAGCACCUCAGCUCCAGAGUUUCACAGUGUACAAGGACUGCUGCUAAGGCUGAGCGUACUGUGUCACGGAGAAACUAGGAGACCUGUGAGUAACUGAAGUUCAGACAAGGCAGAACUGGAAAUCCCUUCCUGGUCUUGACACUGCCUCUUCCUGGCCAGUCUUCGGAAAUCAUUCCUGCUUCAGCAGAAUGCAGCCUUCAAAGGAUAAAAAUACAGAAAAGGCAGCACCAUUCUACAGACUUUCAGUACCAAAGAGGAAGACCAGUUCUGAGAUUAUAAAUGAAGCCAGAAAUGUUCUACGAACACUGAGGACUCGGAGACCAUUUACACCUAUAGAAGAUCAAAGGAAACUUUUUGGAUCUGGAUCCUCACGAGCUCCUCGAAAUAGACCUCCUUCAGUUUUUAGUCUUCAUGCAUCCAGUUUUGAUUUGGCUGAAUCAAGACCAGUGUCUGGUGUUCGUCUUAGCCCGCUGGAUCAUAAACCAGAACUAGUCGCUUUUGCAAAAGAUGAAGAUUUUUCCAUUUCCUUUCCAAAACCUCCCGCCGAUGCUGCAGAGGUUAGAAAGCUCAGCAGUGCUCGGGCUCGCUUUUUUAGAAGAACUUCUCAGGGAAAUUUCCUUUCUGCUAAAAUGGUUCCUCCUGAUCAGAAUGAUGAGAAGCUAGAUUCUGAAGAAACAGCUGUGAUGAAUAAUCUUUGCAGAAGUAAUAAUAACUGCCUAGCAGAGCAAAGGUCAUACACCCCAUUUAACGAUGAAAGCAGACAAUUAAUUUGUAAUGAGCAUUUCAGCAGAUCGGAGAGGGAAGAUUCCCUAAAAGGGACAACAGAAAAAUUUUUAUUUCAACCGGGAGGAGAAAGAAGUGUCAACAGUGAUGGCAGAUUUGAUGAUGAAGAGCAACAGUUUCCCUGUGGAAACCAGUUUGGUUCUUCUGAUGUCUUCAACGCACCCCCAACCCAAAGAAGUUGCCUUAAGCAGUCAUGUAGAAUUCGCCAACAAAAGAUACCUAUAGAUACAAAGUUAAGAGUUCUCUGUGGAAUCUUAUCUUCUGGAUCACAAAGUUGUGACCAGAAGAAAAAGCCUGGCACGAGUUCAUCACAGCCAAGAGGUACAGACUGGGAGAGAAGAGUAACAGGCUCAGAGGAUGAAACAAGAAAAAAUGAAUCGGAAGAGGAAGAAAUCUUUUGGCAUAUAAAGGUUCUACCAAUUCUGCAUGAACUGGAAAAAGAAGACAAUAUAGAAAAUCUUUGUCUGGCUUGCACAGAGCUCUAUCAAGCCUUGAAUGAAGGAAAUAUGCUUGGAAAAAGAUUUAAAAGAAGAAGUGCGCUUCUGAAGAUAUUAUAUAAACUUGUAGACAUUGAUUCAGAUCCACUUUGUCUGAAGCUGGCAAAGAUUAUUCUGGCUAUGAAAGUGGAUGGAAAAAAUCUUCUCAGUGUUUGCAAGCUUGCAUUUAAAAUUUGCAGGAAUGAAAAAAAUGAUAACAUGAUUCAAAAUGAUAGAUUAUUGGAUUGUUUGUUGGAGGUCCUGAGAACUGAAGAUCUACAAAAAAACUGUGAAGCUCUCCUGUAUUGCAUGGGAGCUGUAAAAUGCAUGUCUGGAAAUGCAGUACUCCUUAAUGAAAUGGUCAACAAAGGAGCUGUUGAAAUGUUUCUGCAAUUAAUGAAGCAGAUUAAUAAUAUAAAAGAAAAUGACACAUAUUUCUCCAACUUGGGCCACUUGUUAGUCCAGGUGACAGCUACUCUGCGAAAUGUGGCUGACUUACCUCCGGCAAGAUGCCAGCUCAUUUGCAGAGGCGCAGUCCCUGAGCUCUGCGUGGCGCUAGAGCAGCGUAUCAACGAUAAGGACGUCUGCACCUACAUUGUCAGGAUUUUCAGCAAACUUUCUUCCUACAAUGACUUCUGUGCAGCUUUAGCAGACUGCUCCAGAUGUUACAUCUUAUUUUUAGCCCUACUAAACGAACACCACAAGCAGCAGGAUUUGGUUAUCCGUAUCAUCUUCAUUCUUGGUAAUUUAACAGAAAAGAAUAACCAGGCCCGUGAGCAAUUCUUUAAAGAAAGAGGAAGUGUUAACACCUUGAUAUCAUUAUUCCAAACCUACCAUGAACUUGAUUUGGAUGCACAGAAAUGGUACCAUGAAAGAGGAAGGGAAGAGAAAAACCAUCCAAAGCAUCCUUCAGAAGCAGAAGAUGUUCUGAUAAAACUGAUAAGAGUCCUGGCCAAUCUAUCCAUUCAUCCCAGUGUAGGAGCAGCUCUGGCAGCUGCCCAUCGUAUUGUAGAAUUACUUAUUACAGUACUAGAAUACAAAUCAAUUGAUGACUGUGAGGAGUUGGUCAUCAAUGCUGCAACAACAAUCAACAAUUUAUCCUACUACAAAACGAAGAGUUCUGCUGUUCAAGACAAGAAGCUGCACAUUGCUGAAAUGCUUUUAAAGCUGUUAAUGAGCAACAAUAUGGAUGGAGUUGUAGAGGCUGUCAGAGUCUUUGGCAAUCUUUCCCAGUAUCAUGAGAUCUGUGACUUCAUCAUGCAGAAAAAGAUACACAAGUUCAUGAUUGCUUUGCUUGACGCCAAGAACCAAGAUGUCUGUUUUUCUGCCUGUGGAGUUCUGCUCAAUCUCACCGUAGAUAAGAACAAACGAGCUCUUCUGAUGGAAGGAGGAGGAAUUGGAAAGUUAGUUGACUGUUUACAAGACUUUGGGCCAGCAGACUGGCAGUUGGCUUGUUUGAUAUGCAAAACCCUGUUGAACUACAGUGAAAACAUCACAAGUGCGGCCUCGUGCUUUGGAGAAGAUACCGACACGUUGCUGGUGCUGCUCACAUCGCUCUUAGAUGAAGAGCUAGCAUUGGAUCACAGCCUCGACACAGACUUAAGGGACCACCACAAACUAUAUUGGGAGAGAGAGUUCAAACCUGUGGCAGAAAAACUUCUUGACAGAAUUCAAAGGCAUCACUCCUGUCUUCCAGCUGUGACUAUUACUCCAUUUUAAUCAGUCAUUAUUUUUUUGUGGUGUAGACUGUACAGCUUCUAAUAUCCCUGUACAUUGGUCAGCAUGUUGGAGAGUGUGGCAAUUUAAUUUUUAAAAAAAAAAGUCAGUAAAGCCUUGCAUUUAUAUACUGGAUACUGUCUUUUGAGACGCUUUUAUGCAUUCUUUGCAUGCGUAAUUACUUUUUACAAUAUAUUUGAACUGAAUAUAUUGCAGCUGUUCAUUCAGUGUGAUUUGUCUAUUUAAGCGCAUAGUUUUUUGACUGGGAAAAUUUGCUAAAUUCUUAAUUUUUAAAAGGUAAAUUACCAUGGAGUACCUGGACUUCUGUGAUACCAAAAAUGUAGGUCCAGCUCUGCAGGUAAGAGGCUUUUCUCAAUUGGGACUUCACAUCUUAAGGCAAACCCCCUGUAUCCCUGCUGUAAAAGAUUUUUAGCUACCCUGGUGUCUUCUUUCAGUUGUUCCCACAUUCCCAGGAGCCACUUGUGGGCCUGUACUUCUCAGAUGGUCUUGGCCAGCCGUUUCCCCUGGCUCGUGUCUCCAUCCUGGGGCCAAAAAGGCUCUGCAUCCCUCACAUUCCUUCUAGCUGCUUCUGCCUUGUUUAUUGCUCAGUUUUGAUCCUCUCAGUGUGUAGAAGUCCCUUCUUGUAGCCCAUGAAUUAGCUCAGCAGGUGCGUCACUGGCCUCAAGCAUUAAAAGCCCAAUUGGCUACAGAAAGCUUUACUGACCUGACCCAUUUCUCUUUUUUCUGACCUCAAAUUACUAAGAAUAAACUGCUGUGCAGGGGCUGCUGGGCUCCUGGCUCCGAUCCUGAGGGUCAGUGGCCUGGCAUGUGGUGUGCGUGCCCGGAGAGCAGGUCUCCAGCCUGGCAAUCCCUGGGGAGAGGCUGGAGGGAUUUGUUGUUCUGAGGCAGCAACUCGGAGCCCCCUCAGUGGCACCACUGGACCUUUGGCAGUGCCUGGGGAUCUGCUUCCAGCGAGGAGAUGGAGGGAGGAGCCUGGGAAGCAGAGCAGUAGUAGAAGGGCAGGGAAGCCUUUCUCCAAGGGUAGGUCCCUGCUUCUGUAUUCCUGUUGAUGGAGUAGGGGAGGGGGGAUUUCAUGGUCCAGGUGUUGGAAGCGGUGAGGAGGGAAUGUCAGUGAAGACAAUGAAAUGUGUGAUGUUCCUUUUGUCCCAGCAGCUCGGGAGCUUCUUGAGACCAGCAGGACCUGGGGAGUGCGUGCGGCUGCCUCCGUCGCUGCAACCCACAGGAGACAGCUGCUCGGCACUUGGACAGGUCCCCACCGAGGGCUCUGGGUGCCACCGCGCUUAACAGCCUCGCUUGGGCUCUGCUGCUCCGGGCCACAAACACCUCCCUGUUUUUCAUGGAAAAUCCCCAAACGUUUUCAGGCCUUUUCUCCAAGUUUGUUCUGGCAGGUAACGGCUGCGUUUGGUGUCAUUUGCCUGAUUUCCAUGAGGAUGGAUGGUGAUUGCACUGAAUGACACGUACGUGUAUGAUCCUUGGAUUCUGAUGGCUAUGGAGAUGCAAAGUCUUGGGUUUUAAAGAAGGAUUUGUGUGCUUGAAAAGCUCGUCUCUAUCAGAGUGCAAACCACAGUCUUGAUAUAAACUUUAAAGCUGCGGUCCAACAACUGAUUAAUUUCACCGUAGUCAUAAUCAUCGUAUCUGUUUGGGAUUGAAAGAAAAACACUUUCAUUUUCAAGAAGCAGAGAAGAAGGAAAAAUGAAGAACGAGUGUAAGUGCACAUUUAAUGAAGCCUCAAAGGAAAGCUACUGCAAGAGAAUCUUAUUUCACCAGAGCUGUUUUAACACCACAACACACUAUUAAUUCAAUAUCUGGUCUUGUAAAAAUCCAUCAGCACAAAGCAAAAUAAAGUCAGCUUCAGUUUAUACUCUUGUGCCCUUUUCCUCUCUGCCUUUUGCAGUCGGUUUGCUCCUUGAGAGACCCAGCGAGCUCCAGCAGACAAAAUUUAAAUGUCAGACAAGGCUUAGUUCACAUCAUGCUUUUC
Messenger RNA from Calidris pugnax (ruff), 5097 nucleotides. It is a transcript of the gene ARMC2, whose product is annotated as armadillo repeat containing 2. Gene Ontology annotation, molecular function: protein binding. The record is from RefSeq and is a predicted model, not a curated record. NCBI's taxonomy places the organism in Eukaryota, Metazoa, Chordata, Aves, Charadriiformes, Scolopacidae. The transcript is spliced from 25 exons. The coding region runs from base 312 to 3101 and encodes 929 amino acids. Gene Ontology annotation, biological process: cilium organization; sperm axoneme assembly.